Messenger RNA from Varanus komodoensis (Komodo dragon), 3091 nucleotides. RefSeq names its product SATB homeobox 2 (gene SATB2). The transcript has 11 exons. Gene Ontology annotation, molecular function: RNA polymerase II cis-regulatory region sequence-specific DNA binding; DNA-binding transcription factor activity, RNA polymerase II-specific. Bases 278 to 2473 code for a protein of 731 amino acids. The record is from RefSeq and is a predicted model, not a curated record. Gene Ontology annotation, biological process: regulation of transcription by RNA polymerase II; chromatin remodeling. NCBI's taxonomy places the organism in Eukaryota, Metazoa, Chordata, Lepidosauria, Squamata, Varanidae.
UCCUCAAAAGAUCGAGCUGUCUGCGCGGCGCAAGGCGACGAGACAUCCUGACCCGGGAGCGUAAACAGCCAUCGGGACUUGAGGCGGCGGUCGGGUGGGGUGGGGAGCCAAGAAAAUAGCGUACAAAGCGGACUCGAGAAAACUUUCCACCCUGGAUUCUCUACUUUUGAUCCAUGGACAGAGCCCAACUCAGCCAAGUUACGGACAGACUAUAAGCAGUCCCUGCUCAUUUUACUGUGAUCUGCCUGUGGGAACGUUGUCUCCAACGCCAAGUAGUAUGGACCGGAGAAGCGAGAGUCCUUGCCUAAGGGAUAGCCCAGACAGAGGGAGCGGCAGCCCUGAAGUCAAAGGUCCUCCCCCGGUGAAGGUGGCCAGACUGGAACAGAACGGGAGUCCUAUGGGAGCCCGAGGGAGGCCCAAUGGCUCUGUCACCAAAUCAGUGGGAGGUUUGAUGAUCCCUGUCUUUUGUGUGGUGGAGCAGCUGGACACUUCUCUUGAAUAUGAUAAUCGAGAAGAACAUGCGGAGUUUGUUCUGGUUCGCAAAGAUGUGCUUUUUAGUCAGCUGGUGGAGACUGCGCUUUUGGCUCUUGGAUAUUCUCACAGCUCGGCAGCUCAGGCACAAGGUAUAAUCAAACUUGGAAAGUGGAACCCCCUUCCACUCAGUUAUGUGACAGACGCGCCCGAUGCAACAGUAGCCGACAUGUUACAAGAUGUCUAUCAUGUUGUGACAUUGAAAAUUCAAUUACAAAGUUGUUCAAAGCUGGAAGACUUGCCAGCAGAGCAGUGGAACCAUGCCACAGUCCGCAAUGCCUUAAAGGAGUUGCUCAAAGAGAUGAAUCAGAGCACAUUAGCCAAAGAAUGCCCUCUUUCCCAGAGUAUGAUAUCAUCCAUUGUAAAUAGCACAUACUAUGCCAAUGUGUCAGCAACCAAGUGCCAGGAGUUUGGAAGAUGGUAUAAAAAGUACAAGAAGAUUAAAGUGGAACGAGUUGAAAGAGACAACCUGUCAGAAUAUUGUGUUCUUGGUCAACGUCCCAUGCACUUACCAAAUAUCAACCAGCUGGCAACCUUGGGCAAAACAAAUGAACAAUCUCCUCAUGGUCAAAUACACCACAGUACUCCAAUCAGAAAUCAAGUGCCAACACUGCAGCCAAUCAUGAGCCCUGGUCUUCUCACACCCCAACUCAGCCCACAACUUGUCAGGCAGCAGAUAGCAAUGGCCCACUUGAUAAACCAGCAGAUUGCAGUAAGCCGACUACUGGCUCAUCAACACCCACAGGCGAUUAACCAACAGUUUCUAAAUCAUCCACCCAUUCCUAGAACAGUCAAACCAGAGCCAACAAACUCAUCAGUGGAAGUCUCUCCAGAUAUCUACCAGCAAGUUAGGGAUGAGUUGAAGCGGGCCAGUGUAUCCCAAGCUGUCUUUGCAAGAGUGGCUUUCAAUCGCACCCAGGGAUUGCUAUCAGAGAUACUGCGUAAAGAAGAAGACCCUAGAACAGCUUCCCAGUCCCUCCUGGUAAAUCUGAGGGCAAUGCAGAAUUUCCUCAACCUGCCUGAGACAGAACGAGAUCGUAUAUAUCAGGAUGAGAGAGAGAGAAGUAUGAACCCCAAUGUGAGCAUGGUGUCUUCAGCUGCCAGCAGUCCAAGUUCCUCCAGAACCCCCCAGGCCAAAACCUCGACACCGACAACAGACCUCCCCAUUAAGGUGGACGGAGCCAGCAUCAACAUCACAGCUGCCAUUUACGACGAGAUCCAACAGGAGAUGAAAAGGGCCAAGGUGUCUCAGGCUCUGUUUGCCAAAGUGGCUGCCAACAAAAGUCAGGGCUGGCUCUGUGAGCUGCUCCGCUGGAAAGAAAAUCCAAGUCUGGAAAAUCGUACUCUGUGGGAAAAUCUGUGCACCAUCCGGCGCUUCCUGAAUCUUCCCCAGCAUGAGAGGGACGUCAUUUACGAGGAGGAGUCCAGGCAUCACCACAGCGAACGUAUGCAGCAUGUCGUCCAGCUUACCCCUGAGCCUGUGCAGGUCCUUCACAGACAGCAAUCCCAGCCAGCCAAGGAAAACUCGCCUCCAAGAGAAGAGGCCCCGCCCCCACCUGCAGAAGACACAUGUACUAAAAAAACACGUUCCCGUACAAAGAUUUCUUUAGAGGCUUUGGGCAUUCUUCAGAGUUUCAUCCAUGAUGUUGGCCUCUACCCUGAUCAGGAGGCCAUCCACACGUUAUCUGCUCAGUUGGAUCUGCCUAAGCACACCAUUAUCAAAUUCUUCCAGAACCAGCGUUACCACGUCAAGCAUCACGGGAAGCUAAAAGAGCACUUGGGUACUGUGGUGGAUGUGGCAGAAUACAAAGAUGAGGAGCUGCUGACUGAGUCAGAGGAGAAUGACAGUGAGGAGGGCUCUGAGGAAAUGUACAAAGUGGAAACUGAAGAAGAGAAUCCUGAAAAAAAUAAGGCAACUACUUCAGAAACUGACCAGAGAUAAUGUGAAAACAUCACAGGCAAAGCAAUACAUUGAUCCAAGUUUUUGGUUUUCGUGCUUCUCCUCCUUUUUUUUUUUUUUUAAUGUGUUUGGGUUUUUUUUCCAGUGCACAUAGAGAAUGUGCAAAUUGAACAAUUAUUUUGCAUAGCCCAAUCAGACAUUCCCUUGUAACAGGCACUUAAGUGUUACACUUGUUGUUUGACUGAGACAAUGUUAAUUGUAAUUCACAUAGGAUUACAUUAUCCUUAACCUUGCACUUACGAAAGGAACCUCUAGCAAGUUACAGGAAGAACUAGACCUAUGAAAUCAAUGAAGGAAACGAUAACAACGUGUGUGUGUGUGUGUGUGUAUAUAUAUUAUAUAUAUAUUUACAUCAAUAUAUAUAUAUAUAUGAAAUUUGCAUGGGACAUAACAUUACAAUCUGAAAGUAUAGACUGUGAAAUGAGCUCGUUAAAGAUGAGUCUUGUUUAUGUAUUAAAAAAAACCACUUCACAAUGAGUUGCUUUGGCUUUUAGAUAAACUGCUGCCUGCUCUCAGGGUGUGGUUACUAUUUUGGAAUACCUAUUUAUUUUCUAUGUUUAUCCCUGAUUCUUUUUAUUAUUAUUAAGGCUUCCAUUUUGG